GUGCUCCCCAAGCGCAUGGAACUGAGGGUAUAAAACAGAACACAGUAGCCACAUGAUGCUUGGCCUUUCUCCUUCACCCACCUACGCUGCGAGCAACCAGGACACUGAGAAGACUGAAAAUUCCAACGGAGGGGACUGGCCCAGAUUUCAAGGGUGAAAUCUGUGUACUAUGGACUGCAAUAUCCAGUGGGGCUGCAGAAUAACAACCCCAUUUUGCUCCAGAUCAUCCCAUCUUCCUAGGGGCCAGGGAAGGGAAAUGGCUGUGGUGGAUCCAGCUCAGAUGCCAGUGACCUUCGAGGAGGUGGCUGUGUACUUCACGGAGGGGCAGGGGGCUCUGCUGGGCCCCAGUCAGAGAGCCCUCUACAGGGACGUCAUGCAGGAGAAUUAUGAGAAUGUGAUCUCACUGGGACUCCCCAUUCCCAAACCUGACCUGAUCACCCAGCUGGAAGCAGGGGAAGAGCCAUGGGUCCCGGAUCUCCAAGCUUCUGAGGAAAGGAAGAUCCCAAGAGACACCCACACAGCAGUGACAAGACAGUGAGUGAGAAGGAGGGGGGAAUCCACAGCGGGAAAGGUCCUGAGCAAGUGGAAAUGCAGUGGACCAUUUUGAGAUCUGACGGUAAUUUUUCCCAGUGCUUGGAACAGAGAAAAGCCUGGAGUAAUUGGCACAGGUCAGAGAGAAAGCUGGGAAACAGCCCAAGGAAGAAAGUGGAUGAAUCCAUUGAAUGUGGGAGAGGAGGCAAUGGUCCCAAGGAAACCACAGCCCUGCAGACAAAUCACAAAAAAAAGAGAUCCUAUAAAUGCUUGGACUGUGGGAAAAGCUUCAGUCGGCUGUCUGGCUUUAUAAAGCAUGGGAGAAUCCAACACAGGAGAGAGACCCUAUGAAUGCUUGAAGUGUAGGAAAACUUUUAGUCAGCACUCAGGCCUUGUUAGCCACGGGAGAAUCCACACAGGAGAGCGACCCUAUAAAUGCCUUGAGUGUGGGAAAAGCUUCAGUCAGCUCUCAGGCCUGAUUUGCCACAGGAGAAUCCACACGGGAGAGAGGCCAUAUAAAUGCUUUGAUUGUGGGAAAAGCUUCAGUGCACCAUCAGCCCUUAUUGUACAUCAGAGAAUCCACACUGGAGAGAAACCUUAUAAAUGCUUGGACUGUGGGAAAAGUUUCAGUCAGAGCUCUGGUCUUACUAGCCAUGGGAAAAUCCACACAGGAGAGCAGCCAUAUAAAUGCCUUGAGUGUGGGAAAAGUUUCAGUGCACCAUCAGCCCUUAUUAUACAUCAGAAAACACACAUGGGAGAGGAAUCUUUAAAAUGCUUGGACUGUGGGAAAAGUUUCAGUCAGCGCUCAAGCCUUAUUAAACAUGGGAGAAUCCAUAAGGGAGAGAAACCCUUUAAAUGUUUGGACUGUGGGAAAAGUUUCAGUGAGAGCUCAAGCCUUAUCAAGCAUGGGAGAAUCCACACGGGAGAGAAACCUUAUAAAUGCUUGGACUGUGGGAAAAGUUUCAGUCAGAGCUCUGGCCUUAUUAGCCAUAGGAAAAUCCACUCAGGAGAGGGACCAUAUAAAUGCCUUGAGUGUGGAAAAGUUCAGUGCACCAUCAGCCCUUAUUAUACAUCAGAGAACCCACACGGGGGAGAAACCUUAUAAAUGCUUGGACUGUGGGAAAAGUUUUAGUCGGACCUCAGGCCUUAUUAGCCAUGAAAGAAUCCACACGGGAGAGAAACCCUUUAAAUGCUUGGACUGUGGGAACAGUUUCAGUCAGCACUCAAGCCUUAUUAAGCAUGGAGAAUCCACACGGGAGAGAAACCCUUUAAAUGCUUGACUGUGGGAACAGUUUCAGUCAGCGUUCAAGCCUUAUUAAGCAUGGGAGAAUCCACACCGGAGAGAAACCCUUUAAAUGCUUGGACUGUGGGAAAGUUUCAGUCAGCGCUCAAGCCUUAUUAAGCAUGGGAGAAUCCACACAAGAGAGAAACCCCAUAAAUGCUUGGAUGAAGGGAAAAGCUUCAGUCCCAGCUCAUAAUUUCAUAAACAUCUGAGAAUCCACAUGGGCCAGAAUCUAUAAAUGCUUUAACUGUGGAAAAAGUUUCAAUUGAAGAUCAAACCUUGCUUGACAUCAGACAGUCCACACAAGAGAGAGAACCC
Molecule: messenger RNA, 2131 nt
Organism: Chelonia mydas (Green sea turtle)
Lineage: Eukaryota; Metazoa; Chordata; Testudines; Cheloniidae
Product: zinc finger protein 251
Exons: 5
Coding region: 170-538 (122 amino acids)
Biological process (GO): regulation of DNA-templated transcription
Source: RefSeq, a predicted model, not a curated record